Molecule: messenger RNA, 381 nt
Organism: Microdochium trichocladiopsis
Lineage: Eukaryota; Fungi; Ascomycota; Sordariomycetes; Xylariales; Microdochiaceae
Exons: 1
Coding region: 79-354 (91 amino acids)
Source: RefSeq, a predicted model, not a curated record
AGGCUCGUCCCGGCGAAGGUCGACGGGCCCUUUCCCGUUGCAACAGAACCACUGUGUUCUCGAAGGAUUUUCCACAUCAUGUCGAUUUCAACGACAUCCUCUUGUGCCCAAGCGGCAAAGGGGAAAUCUGCCACUCCCAAACCAACGACCCAAGGGAGCCCAGCGAAUAGCCAGGCGGGUGACAGCGCGACUGCUGGUGCCACGAUCGAGGGAUUCGCUCUGCUCCGUCGCUCCGCUGUCUGGUCUGUUGUCUCCAACUUGACCUUGUCCACACUCUGCUGUGCGCUUGUCUUGAUCAGCUUGUCGCUCAUCAUUGGCCCCACUGGGCUCCGACUUUUGCUCAGAAGCCAGUGAGGUCGUUGUUUGUGUGGUGGUAUUCUU